Passer domesticus (house sparrow) is the source of this 1533-nucleotide messenger RNA. RefSeq lists its product as uncharacterized. The transcript is spliced from 3 exons. The record is from RefSeq and is a predicted model, not a curated record. Bases 907 to 1533 code for a protein of 208 amino acids. Gene Ontology annotation, biological process: immune response; immunoglobulin production. NCBI's taxonomy places the organism in Eukaryota, Metazoa, Chordata, Aves, Passeriformes, Passeridae.
AGUGAGAAUUCCAAGGGUUUCCAGACUCCAAAACUGAAGAAAAUAUUUCAGCCAUCCUCCCUUUUGGCUGGCUGUGGGGUAGGUUCCUGUCCCCUCUGUACAGCAAGGGCUACAAAUGUCCUUCUUUCACUGCCCCACAGAACUGGGGGUUCUCUUGUUCUCCACCGUGUUUGAAGGUCAUUGUCCUUGUCCCUACAAAGAUCAGUAUGGCUUUGUCCCCCAACCCAUCACAUCCUGCUACAGAUGACCAUCUGCCCCUCCUGCUGCCUCUGUGCUGGGGUGCCUUGGGCCCUGUCACUCUGAUCUAUGGCAGCAACAACAGACCCUCGGGAAUCCCUUCCCGAUUCUCCGGAUCCUGGUCCAGCUACACGGGCACGUUAACCAUCACUGGGGUCCAAGCCGAGGACGAGGCUGUCUAUUACUGUGGUGGUGAUGACAGCAGUGGUAGUGAUAAGGACGAGUAAUGGGGAAGUGAGACACAGAAGCCAGUGUCAGGAGAGGAAGGUUUUGAGCCAUUUUUUCUCAUGGACAAACAAAGCCGUGAUAGUGGAGUUGAGGCGGGUUCCUGUCCCCUGCCUAAGGACAUGAAUGUUCAUGACAAGGCAUAGGAGGGGACUCUUUCCCCUGUCCCCAUAAUAGGAAUUCCACUGCCUCAUCUCCAGACCUGUUGCCUUUUGCUUCAGGCGGCUCCCUCCUGCUGCUGCAGCUGCUACUGCUGAAGCUGCUUCUCCUGCAUUGCUCUGGGCCAGGCUGGGCCCUGAUUCCCCCAGAGGUUUCUGUAGCCACGACCAGGUCCCUUUCCCCAAGAGGGUGAUGGUCUAUUGCUCUGCUGCUGCCAGCUCUCCUUCCAGGUCCAUGGGUCUCUAAUCUUCCUCUCUGUCUUGAGUCUGUGUGUCCCACUGUGGCAUGGACCAUGGGCACAGGAGGCUGUCAUACUGCCUGGGUAGGGAUGUGCUCCCAGGGCAAUGGCUCACCCCAUCUUAUUGCCUUUCACCUCUCCUUCUCCAGGCUCCCUGGUACAGUCAGUCAUCCUUGGUGCCAGACAACCUGGGACAAAGUGUCUGGGCUAUAUGCUCUGAGAGCCACAAUGAGUAUGGCUGGUACCAGCAGAAGGUCCCUGGCACUGCCCCUGUCACUGUGAUCUACUGGGAUGACGUAAGACCCUCGGACAUUCCUUUAUUCAACAGCAGCAGUGCUGAUCUCAUGCAAAACACCUUGAUCUGCUGCAGGGGCAGCAACAAUGCUUAUGGCUGGUACCAGCAGAAGGUCCCUGGCACUGCCCCUGUCACUGUGAUCUAUGCUGGUAACAGCAGACCCUCGGACAUCCCUUCGCGAUUCUCCGCGUCCACAUCCGGCUCCACGAACACGUUAACCAUCACUGGGGUCCAAGCCGAGGACGAGGCUGUCUAUUUCUGUGGUGGUGAGGACAGCAGCAGCAGUGCUUCCACCGUGAUGUGCAGCAGUUGGGGAAGUGAUGCAAAAACCUCCUGCUAUUGCAAGUAUCAGUCAGGAGUUUCUGCUGUGCCUGCUUGA